Molecule: messenger RNA, 1813 nt
Organism: Sander lucioperca (pikeperch)
Lineage: Eukaryota; Metazoa; Chordata; Actinopteri; Perciformes; Percidae
Gene: hsd17b14
Product: hydroxysteroid (17-beta) dehydrogenase 14
Exons: 9
Coding region: 208-1002 (264 amino acids)
Biological process (GO): steroid catabolic process
Cellular component (GO): cytosol
Molecular function (GO): estradiol 17-beta-dehydrogenase [NAD(P)+] activity
Source: RefSeq, a predicted model, not a curated record
AGCAGAGCAAACCCCAUGAUUUGGUAAAACUUUGAACCUCACCCACGCAAACUGGCUGCGCUGAUCUAAGGAAGUGGAUAAACUGAAGAGACGUGGUGCUAACCCAUAUGGGUGCUAAGAGACAAAUUACAGCAAAUAAAUCAACAUUCGUCUCGUGCAGUGUUGCGGCGUUUUACGACAAGAUUUAUCAUUAUAAUCACAGCCGAAAUGUCCCUCCGAUACCUCGACAAAGUUGUCAUUGUGACUGGAGGAUCCAAAGGAAUUGGCAGAGGGAUUGUCAAAGUGUUUGUGGAGAAUGGAGCCAAAGUGGUAUUUUGUGCAAGAGGAGGUGCAGUAGGUGAGGCUCUGGAGGCAGAGCUGAACAAAGCAGGGCCAGGCUCAUGCAAAUUUGUCACAUGUGACAUCUCCAAAGAGGAUGACAUCAAGAGAUUGAUUGCAGUCACAGUGGAGCAUUAUGGACACAUUGACUGCCUGGUCAACAACGCAGGGUGGCACCCGCCUCAUAAAUCCACUGAUGACACCACAGCAGAGGAGUUCAGGGAUCUGCUGAAUCUGAACCUCGUCAGCUACUUCUUGGCGUCUAAAUAUGUGUUGCCGUACCUGCGACAGCGGCAGGGAAACAUCAUAAACGUCUCCAGUCUGGUGGCAACCAUCGGCCAGAAAGACGCUGCACCGUAUGUUGCCACCAAGGGGGCGAUUAUCUCCAUGACAAAAGCGAUGGCUGUGGAUGAGAGUCGCUACAACGUGAGAGUGAACUGCAUCUCUCCAGGUAAUGUGAUGACACCUCUGUGGGAAGAAUUAGCAGGACAGACACCAGAUGCUGCAGCCGCCAUUAAAGCGGGAGAAAAUUCUCAGCUGCUGGGUCGUAUGGGGACGGAGGCGGAGUGUGGACUGGCUGCUUUGUAUCUGGCUGCUGAUGCUACUUUCUGCACCGGGAUCGACCUGCUGUUCAGUGGUGGAGCUGAACUCAACUACGGCUUCAAGAGUCAGAUCCCUUCUUGACUGUCAGUGGUCGUGAAACAACUGAUUUAACAUUAAAUUGUUUAAUCCAGAUUAUACAUACACUACCGUUGAAAAGUUUCUAAUCUCCUGCCACAGAAGAUAGAUUGGGUCCAGUCAGAUGUCUGAGAGGAUUACUCUAUAUCUGUGAAUGGUCUUUGAUGCUUUUAGGAUGUAGAAAGUCAUCUUUACAAAUAGAUGUGUAUGAAGGGCUUUUUUUGUACGUGGAGAACAAAACUGUUUAAUGGUUGAACCAGACUGACAACUGAAAGGGCAGAAAGAGACAAAGAUCACUCUGAGCAACAGUUGAAUAAGAAUAGAAGAAAUCAGCAGUCAUUGGUAAAAGAAACUGUUAGCUUAGCAUCAAAAUGUGUGCAGAUUUAAAUAGGAACAGGUUAUGUGCAUAAUAAUGCAGCCUAUAACAAACUGGAUUUAACAGGCAACUGUUGCUUUAGUAAAGCUAUAACUUCACAAACUAGAAAAAGAAGGUUAAUCUAGGGUUAGCACUGCCACUGUUGGAAUUUGAUCAGGGAAUAUCAACUCAAUACUUAAGAGUCCAGUUGCACCAUUGUGGUUUAAUAUUGAUCUUCACUUAACACUUUGAUGGACUGGAAAAUAAAUUCAAAAUCCAAGUUUCAACAGUAUUCUCCCAUGUAAUGUAAAACUGUAGGGACAUUCACUAAAUAGAAGUUUUAAUAAUUUAAAUCUUCUUCUUUUGAGACCAAAACUAUUUCACAUGUAAAUAAUACAUUUGGUGUCUGAAUUAUACUGGUUUUAUUAUCUCUGUUAAAAUAGCCACUAAUUAAGGAAAAAA